GGGAGUUAUUGGGGGGAGGGAGGGAGCCAGAGAGGUUGUGUGUCGGGAAAAGGCAAGGAUCAGCUCACACUGCUGAUAAUAUUCCCUGGGUCAAGUCAUGGAACAUGACGUUGAUGGGCUGGAGAAAUCAUCGUCUCUGGCCAGCUGUGACGUGGUGGUGGACAGCGCCACCAAUACCCAGAAUGCCCCUGGAUCACGGCAGCAGCGAGGCAAGCUGUCGUCGCUGGGAAAACUGUUCAAACCCUGGAAGUGGAGGAAGAAGAAGACCAGCGACAAGUUCCAGGAUCUUUCCAAAGUUCUAGAGAGGAAAAUCUCCACCAGACAAACGAGGGAGGAGCUGAUCAAGAAAGGAGUUCUCAUUCCUGAGCAAGAUGAAAUGAUCAGCAGUGAAAAUCUGAAUGGACAUGCUACAUCUAGUUCGACAUCAGAGGAAGUCAAAGUGGACAUCGAGUCUCCAGAAACGCUGCCGGAGGAACCGGUCGCUCUGCCGGUUAGCACUGAGGACAAAACAGAGACGUGUGAUACUAAACCAACCGCCCGGGCUACUCAGGUGCGGCAUCGGGACGCACAGGCUAAAAAACAGCAAAGUGCCACGCUGCCCUCCUCUUCCAAACCUGCCGGUGGCUCCGCAGCCACGACGAGGCACAAAGAUGGUGCCACAGGGACUAAAAAGACAGCUAAAACCACAGCCAAGACUGGCUCAGCCACACAAACUAAAGCUAACCCUCGGAGUGCAAACACCAUUAGUCGCGGUACUGCCAAAUACUCAAAGAAGACAGGAAACACAACAAAAACCCCAACAUCCACCUCCACUCCCCGUUCUCGUGUGUCUAAGGACGCCGGUGCUGCAGCACAGUCUAAUGGAACCGAUCCAAAGACCAACCGGAAAUCAAAUCCUCCCACCUCUUCCUCUGUACCUCAAAAAGCCUCUGCAGAGACUCCUAGCCAGCCUGGGGAGGUCAAAUCCUCUCCCCUGUCUUCGGACACCAAGCCUCUCUCACCCAAAGCCUCGGGCAAUGAGACAGAGGGAACUCAGGCUGCUUCUAAACCUGGUCUGGAGACUACAUCUGCUCCCGAUGCUUCUACCGCGAGUGAUGAGACCCUCAAAAGUGUGUCUCCUGAAACCACAGUGCAGUCUUCUCAUGUCAACACCGCUACCGAGGACACAUCCUUCACAAAAGGGGAGACGAACAGCAGCUCACAGGAAGAGAAACAGGAGAGGACGGAGGGGGAGGGAGGAGAAGAUGGAAAGAAGAGAGGAGAAGUGGAGAGUGGUAGAGAGAACAGCCCGAGGUUAGCGGAGGGAACAGAAAAGCCGCAGGGCCUCAGCGUGAAUACAGAGCAGGUUGAGGUCACGGUGAUCCCUGAUAGGCCGAGAGACAGCCAAGCUAGUGACUCGGACUCUGAUGGACCAAUCCUGUACCGGGAUGAGGAUGAAGAGGAGGAGGAGGAUGAGUACACAAACAGCUCUCUGGCUAUGAAGAUCCGCCGACGAGACACCCUGAACAUUAAGCUGGGAAACCGACCCAGCAAGAAGGAGCUGGAGGAGAAAAACAUUCUGCCACGAAGCUCCGAGACAGAGAGACACGAGCUACGCCAGCAGAUAGGCUGCAAACUAGUCAGGCGUCUGAGCCAAAGACCCACCACAGAGGAGCUGGAGCAGAGAAACAUCCUCAAGCAAAAGAAUGAAGCAGAGGAGCAAGAAGCCAAGCAAGAGAUUAAAAGGAGGCUCUCCAGAAAGCUGAGUGUGAGGCCUACAGUGGCAGAGCUCGUCGCUCGGAGGAUCCUGCGUUUUAAUGAGUACGUGGAGGUAACGGACGCCAAGGAUUAUGACCGACGGGCGGACAAACCCUGGACACGGCUUACUCCAGCUGACAAGGCUGCUAUCCGUAAGGAGCUGAACGAGUUCAAGAGCCGAGAGAUGGAGGUUCAUGAAGACAGCAAACAGUUCACCAGAUUCCAUCGGCCCUAAAGGCUCUCACUGCCACUUGGACGUCAGCACCACGAGCUCUCCGGUCCACAGCUCCCAGCAGUCUCCUGGCACUCCAGACCCCACAGCUCAGUUCACUUUGCUUUGGAAUCAGCCUUUUUCCCAGCAGAUAUUUUGGCUUGUCGUAGUCUGAUAACCUUAAACGGGGCUGCAUUACAUUUAGUAAAGCCAGUUACAGAGGCUUGUAUGGCUUAGCGGGACGUUUCAUGAAAAUUAAGUCAAAAUGUCUCCUGUGAAAACGUUCUGCCUCCCCUGAUGGUAUGUAUUUAUGUCUGUAACGACAGCUACAGGUGUGUCUUAAGGCACCGGUGAAACAUUUGCACAUAUCUAUAGUCAGAACAGUGGUGUGUAUAGUGCUCUGAUCAGAAACAUUUAUUUAUUGUAGAGUAUCAGAACCAGCUGGUGUUUUUUUUUUUUUUUUUUUUUUUUAAGUUUCUUUAUUUUUCGGUUCACUUCAGGCAUAAUGAGAGGCUGCAGGGAGGCAAAUAUUCCCCCUGUGGUAGCGAAUGUGGCUCAAGUGUACUUUAGAGUUUGUGUAUUUGCCAAGCUAUGCCUAAACUGACAAAUGGCCAUAUAUGGGCAUCUACUUAGGAACAGGAAGUGGGGGUGAUUGGAUGGCCUCAUGGUGAUGUCAGUGCCUAUGUCAUGAUCGGGGGGAGGUUGUUCUGCUCCGAUGUGCCACUCUGAGUCGAAUCGGAAAUAUCGCAGUUCAUUUUUAGACAUGCUUACAGUAUAUUGCCACUAGAGGGCGUUAUAUCACAAGAGUUAUAGGGGAUGAUGAUGGUUGUGGAGAUGAAGAAUUACCCGUAAGUGUUAUAUUUAUAGCUGCUGAGGGAGGCUUUGAUAGUUAAGUGCAAUGGAAAUCACCCCUAUUCCAGCCAGUUCUCCUCCCUCAGCACACCUCUGAUGAUAAGUGAUGAUCAUGUGCUGUCAAAUAUCCUGUGUUGACUUAUUAAGUGCAAACCUCUGAUCACAAAGUGCUCGACCUGCUCUUUAGAGGAUCUCCUCUUUUAAAUUUUUUUUUUAAACUACAGUUAGUCAUUUCAGGCUUUUGGCCGGGGCUCGUCACACAGUGGUGCCAAAGAAAAAGCAGGAAUUUGUACGUUUUCAACCGAAAGCUCACAGUGUUUGCUUUCAUCGGGUGGACUUCUUAUAUAAAUGUUUUUUGAACAGAGAACGGGCAGGGAAAGCUUAAACCACUCGCCUCAUUUUCCAUUUCCUUGAACAUGCUUUUGCAAUUUAGUCAAGGUGUAACCCUAACCCUAACCCUAUAGAGCACAUUUAAAAACAACAAAUGCUGACCAGAGCACUUUAAUCUUUUAGCCUGUCACAGUUGUAUAAGAAGAGGUUUCCUACCUACUUUUACACCUUGCUUUAACGUGCGCCUUGAAUCCAGCGAUGUCAGUUUGUUUUAACCAACUUAAUCUGUUUUGAUUAAAUUGAUUAAAUGUGUAUUUUUUUAACUCUCAGAAAGAUCUUUAUAGGUUCAAAAUCCUGAACUGAGGAUUUCAUUUUAACCCUCUGAAACUCUAAAAGCAUUUUUUCCUCAUGUCACAUUUUUAUUACUCACACUGGGCUCAUUUUUUGUGCAGUAUAAAGUCCUGCACUGCUAUUGAAACAGCUCAACCAUGGCGUUUGUGCAGUAUGACAUAGACACAUUGCCAUGAAUCCUCAAAAAAUAGUUGAAAAUUUCAAAAAACCUCGUAUAAACACAUAGAAGUCAACACGUAAAUUGUGACUCUGCAACUUAGAGAUAUUUUACUACUUAGUUUUUAACAUUUUUUUCCAUUUUGUCUCCUAUCUGCUCUAAGCACAGUCUUCAGUUCAGCCUAAUUUAGCCAACAUUUCUCUGAAUAUUUUGUCAUGAGACUGCUGGUUGAAGUGAAUUACUUCUGGUUCCUCUGUUCUGCUGAGGAAUGCUGAAUUUUUUAGUUUUUUACAGAAACUGCUGAGGAAUGCCGAAUUUUUUUAGUUUUUUACAGAAACUGCUGAGGAAUGCUGAAUUUUGUAGUUUUUUACAGAAACUGCUGAGGAAUUCUGAAUUUUUUAGUUUUUUACAGAAACUGCUUAGAGCAAGGGGUUUAUUUUUGUUUUAAAUAAACGGAUUUUGAUGAAACAUCACAAUUUUAAGCUUAGAUUUUAUUAUUUUUUCAGGCAGAACAACAUGUCACAAAUAAGCAGUUUAAGAAAAGAUGAAAAUCUUUUGUUUCCAUGUGUUUGAACAAUGUCACGCUGUGAUAAAUGCUGUAAUUUUGGCAAUUUUCUUUCAAACCUGCUGGUGCAUUUGGGCUUUCAGAGGGUUAAAUGUGCAGAUACACAUACAUUUAUUGUGUUUGUACGUUUCUAACUUGUUCGCACUGUGCCUGGUUUGGGUUGCUCUUCAUUUUUGGUGCAUUCACAUAUAUUUUGCCUCUGAGUGCUUGUUAAGCUAAAAUCCAAAAACUCAGGAUGCACGUUAAUGCAAAGUGUAAAGAGGAUCAGGUAAAAAUGUGUCUGUCUGUUAAUGACAGAUUGUUUGGGUGAACUUUAGUGACCUUUUAUCCCCCGGCCCACUUCCACUCGAGCGGAGCUGCUGGUUGAUGAGUGAUUGACAGAUCGAGCUCGCUGACCUCCAAAAGCCUGCGUUCUCAUAAUUGAGCCCCAACCUCCACAACACUCGUCAUUCCUGCAAAUAGUAGCUGAAAAGGGCAGAUUAAGUCUUUCUGCUUCCGAAUGUUGCGUGGGCUGUGAAAGGAAAUGAUGUACAGCGAAGGAAAAGAACCAACAGUAUUCAUUCAUGUCGAUGUUGUUAUAUAUUGAUUAUUUUGUACAGAAUGUAUAUCAAGCAUGUGCAUACAUUGAAAUCAGUUUUACUACCAAUAUGAUACAGUACAACUUUGAUGUGAAUGUUUUAGGCUCUAAGUGUAAUUUUUUAUUUUGAUUUUUUUUUAAUCAUCCCCACAUACUGAUUAAGAUAGAAGCAGGGCAGCUCACAUUUAGGUGUUGUUUCUGGGCAGCAUAUCAAGCACAGCCUCCACUAAACCCUGUUUCCUCGGCAGACCCUGGACAAGACAUCGCAUAUGUAGAGAUAACUCCCUCUGGUCAUUCUGUAUUCAGUUUUAAAUCAAUUUAAAUUCCUAUCUAGACAUCAAGGUUAGAAUUAUUUCCCCAGAUGUCCAUAGUUUAUUCUGCACAAACUAGAAAUAAUAGCCCGAAACUCUGCCAUAAUUGCCCAGUUUUAACCAGGUUUCAUAAAAUGUAGUUACAUCAGUAAUUAAGUCGUUGCUGACCGACCGUAAUAACAGACUAGGAAGCUCUUUGGAGUUUUCAAGGCUCAGUAAACACAGAGCACCAUUUUUAAGAUGACAAAUACGUAACUGGUGACAUGGUAAAAACACUAUUUAGUAUUUCAGAGCAGCUCAUAAAUGGUAUGGCAGCGCAGACAAGCAAAUAUAAGGACAUUUUACGUGUUUUAAAUGAAUUUGAUAACAGCUUUAACUUCUCUAAGAAGCAUCCACAGCUGCUGUAUUAAUGAAUACUUUGUAGCAUAUCUUGACAUGAUUGCAGUUUUAUAUAAAGACAAAGUUUUUAUUCGGUUGUUGAUUUUACCCCUAGAAAGUCAUGUCUGUCUAUCAAAAUGGCAGAUUUUGGGUGUUUUUUCAUUGACGGUAUUCCUUUACUGCCUUAAAAUGACUUUGAUGUAACUCUAAACCACUGAUUCCUCUAGAAUUUGUUCCUUCCUUUCGUAGCUGGAGCACUCCAGAGAAACUAUGAUACUGAAAGCCCCAACCUGAAAACUGAUUUUUAUCCUUUAAGCAUAAACAAAAACAUUAAAUAAAUACAAUAUGGAGAUAUUAACAAAGUAAAGAACUUAAUUUUCGCCAAAGGAAGUCUUAAAAGACAUUCAUAAAGCUGUAAAGACUUUAAAACCUCCUUGUGAAUGUAAUGUUAUGAUUACACCAUGGAUGCUUCAAAGGAGAAGAUAUAAUUACACUUGAAAUGUCUUUACAUCAGCUUCUAUCUGCAUUAACGUGUUAUACACCAUUUAGGAAAUGUUUACAUACUGCCUGUCAGUGCUAAAUAGUCUGGGUGAAAUAGUUUUACGUGCUUUCCAGGCAGCAGCUUGGUAUUUUCUCUUCUAAUUGUGCACCUACAGUCCUGGUCUGGGCCAUUACAAUGUUUACCCUGAAGGCACUGAUGCAUAACUCCAUAUUUUAAAUCCCCAACUGGGUAUGUCAGUGUUUAGUCUUAACCAGUCGAUCACGAAGACCAGCUCCUGUAAAACAGCGUAAAUGGCUGCAGUCUGUUUCAUCUCAUCGUUAUUGGAAAUGUAAACCAAACCGUAAAUCUUCAGACAGUGAGACCCGAAGAAGCUUUAAAGCCGCCCCACGUUUCAACAUUAUCGCUCAGACUGAAUUUCUAAAAGUAUGUCUCUGAGAUUCCAGUCGAGGCGCCGUAAAACGUGCACCAUUAGGAAGAAUUCACGAUGCUGUCCAGUUCCACUAGGUAAUAAUAAUGUUUACAUUUGAGAAGGUCUGCUGUUGUAAAGGUGCUCGAGGAUCCUUAAUCAUGUGUGAGUUAAAACACAAUCCCUAACUUCAGACUCGAGCCGUAAUCAGUCUGAUGCUGCUGUCGUCUUGAAUCUUUUCUCAGUCGUGGUAAAAUUAACCGUAAGUUGCUGCACAGUGUCACGCUAUACUCUUUAAAUGUAGGAACUGUCAGAACAAAUGGAUUCAUUUUGUGCUCAAAGCAGCAAAGACCCAGAACUGGAUUUUUUUCUUUUUCACAUGAGCUCUAAACACCUUUGACUGUAUGUUUGACAUAAACAAUUCAUCAAGUUAUACAACGAUGUUACACAUUAUAUCUCCAGAACAGCUACUGUUAAAACUGUGUAUAGUGGUUUUUUGUAUAUAAAGAUUCCUGAAAAAUCA
Messenger RNA from Acanthochromis polyacanthus (spiny chromis), 6900 nucleotides. RefSeq names its product phosphatase and actin regulator 2 (gene phactr2). The record is from RefSeq and is a predicted model, not a curated record. Gene Ontology annotation, molecular function: actin binding. Lineage: Eukaryota; Metazoa; Chordata; Actinopteri; Pomacentridae. Gene Ontology annotation, biological process: actin cytoskeleton organization.